AUAUAGAAGAAGAUACAAAUACAUAUGAAAGUUUAAAACAAUCUAUUUAAUGAAAAAAUAUACCGUAAACUCAUUAUGUUUAAAAAAGUGAUAGACACAUAUAUAUUAUAAUAUAUACCAAUUUAUAAUUGAAAAUAAAAUUUUUAUAUAAAAAUAUUUGAAAACAAAAACCCGCGCGGUUGCGCGGGUCGAGAUCUAGUGUUAUAUUAAAUGAUACACAAAAUAAACCAUUUAAUUAAGCAAACUUUAAUUAUUAUUUUUUAAAUAGACGUUCUUCUUGCCAUAUUUGUUUUUCUGUUUUUUUCUCUUAAUUAAAUAGAUGUGUAAACAAGUGAUACUAUAACAAUGGACUCAAAUUAUCAGUUGCUCAUAUUCUACAUUUUUAUUUCUAUCGAUCUUCACCGAAAUUAAUGUGACUCAUGGCUUGUAUCCCAUGUUUUUUUUUUUUGCUUUUUAUUCAGUAAGUUUUUUUAUUUUUAGAAAUUUAUGAAAUCGAACAAAAAAAUUAUCAUAAAUUAGGCUGUGAAGACAUUUGACAAUUUAUGAAAUCUGAACAAACAAAUUAUCAUAAAUUAGGCUGUGAAGACAUUUGACAAAGGGAAUAUGAUGUUGAUGUUAACAUAGUUUUAUCAUAUGUAUUUUCCUAUCAUACAAUGUAUGUUUUCUUAUAAAAAAUGCCACAAAAAUGUAAGAUUAGUAAUCAACCAAAUGGACUGAAUGAUAUUUGAACCAAGCUAUCUUGACAAUUUUAGUUAUUGGAAGUUGAUCUGUAAAAACAAUAUUUUCAAGAAUAAUAUGAUAUUUUUAUCUUUGUGAUUUAUUUUAAAAUAUAUCUAAUUCUUCGAUUUACAUAAUUAAAUUCUAGUAAAAAAUAGUUAUAAUUAAGGGCAUCAAUUUUUCAAUGUGCUUUAGGCGCCACGUAAGUCCGGACCGGCACUGAUACGCAUCAUCUUCAUCAUCGUCCAGUAAAGAUGUCUUUGAGGUGACCCCUCUUGUUCUUGAUCAUCUUAUAGAACUGUUAUCAGCCCUUUCCUUAGGGUUCUUAACGACUACCAGAUUGGUGUUCCUCCCUCUUUACAAUUUUUUUUUUUGGUAAAAUCUUUACAAAGACUUUUAUAAUGUUACUUAUGAUCAAUAUGAAAUCAACUUUUCCCAAAACUAUUAACUUGCUUAAAGCUCCUUGUUUCGUCGUCUUGACAAUUAUCAUGACGGAGAAAACCCUAAGCCCUUUUAUGUUCCCAGCCAAUUGGAAAACUUAGAAGCAAAUAUUAAAUAUCUACAUAUUCUCCAUGAUGGUGAUAUAAAAUAAGGUCUUAUAAUACCAUCUGCCCAAGAAACAUGCGAUACAUUUACAAAACUGCCAUGAUCUAAACUCAGAAUGAGUUUGUGUUUUACUCUAAUGGUUUACCUCAUUUUUUCAUUCAAAGAAGAAUAUUUUAAAUAUAUUAUAUUAUUAAUACUUAUUGUCAGUUCUAAUAAUGCUGUUAUUUUAAAACCUUACAAAUUAUAUUUUCAAAAUAACGAUCCAAUACAUGUUGUUACAAAUAUAAAAUAAUACUGUAAUGCUCUUAAAAAAUAACCAGCCCAACCUGCUUAAAAAAUAAUAAAAUAUUUUUAUUAUUCAACGUCGAAAAGUAACUCGUGUCUAGAAGAAAAAAAAAAUUAUUGUCUCAAUAAUUUUUAGAAUAGUGAAAUUCACCAUCUCUUAUAUUAUCAAAACUCAAAACAAAACAAAGGAGUGAUGUUCCGUGCUCUUCACUCCACAUUGUUUUGAAAAGACUCCUACAUUUUCUUAACACACGCGCGAGAUUUCAACGAUUCGGUUAGUGCGAAGCUUCACACGCGCCUAAAAGCCCUAACGGUCAAAGCAGCAACCAACAACCUCGCGCCAUUAUAUAUAAGAUUCUGUAACUAGUUCUUCUUCGCUCUCAUUUAUCUUUCUCUCUAGACACUUCUCUCAUCUCUGGCCAUGGCUACUUCUCCAUCUGAUAAACUUGUCCAAGAACAAGAAGUGGGAACAGAUGAGGUUGUUGAUCCCGCCAAAACAACCGACGAAGAAGAUGAAGCGCGAACAGAGGAAGAAGAAGUGAGAACAGAGGAGGCUGAUCCCGAAAAAACAACCGAGGAAGAAGAUGAAGUGCGAACAGAGGAAGACAAAGCGCGAACAGAGGAAGAAGAAGUGAGAACAGAGGAGGUUGAUCCCGCCAAAACAACCGAGAAAGAAGACGAAGUGAGAACAGAGGAAGAAGAUGAGCACAAGGAAGAAGCUAUCGAGAGCCUUCUUGAUUCUACUCGUAAUCUCAACAUAGAAGACGAAGAGUCCGACCAACAAACUGAGAAUCAGAAUCGUCAAGAAGAUCCGAUCACGACUCGUAGGAGCGAUCAAACAAUGGACCGUGGCUCAACAUCGCUUACAAGUGACCAGAACCGUCGUCUUGAUUCUGAUCCCAACACUUCUCCUAUUAGUCUCAGCGUACAAGAGUCCGACCAAGGAACUGAGAACAAGAAUCCUCAAGAACAGUCAAUGAUUCCUAGGAGCGGUCAAAGGAUGGAACGUGGCUCCACAUCGUCUGCAAGGGAUCAGAACCAAAACCGUCCUCUUGUUCUUCCGAAUCCUCCUCCUCAACAGAUGAUGAUGCCUCUUCGUCUUGGCCCAAGCGUGCCUCCAUAUCAGCAAAACCCUUACGGUUUACCCCAGCCAAGAUGGCUCGUAGUAGACCACUUCUACUCAGACGGGCAUGGUCUAUACGGUGCACAAUGGAGAUUCCGAACCAUAACUCCUUUUCUCCCAAACCAGAACACAUAUCCGCAUCAGCUGGUGCCGAUGGAGCUGCCCGGUCAGCCUGGAACUGAAUUAGUAUGCUACAGCCAGUCGUUCGGCGUGCUUCACCAGGGCCAGCUCGUUCCCCACCACGAAGCUCAUCCGAUGAGGCCGCAGCAACAGAACCAGUUUCGAAGCCUACCUCCAAUGAGGCCAAUGCUGCCACAGGACGACUUCGUUGUCCUUCUAGGUCAAGUCCCGGUGAGGCCAAUGAUGUAUUACCAGGAACAGAACCAGAUUGUUCCCAACGCGGGCAUACAAGCUCCGGCGAGGCCAAGUCUACCCCAAGUCAGAGCUCCGAUGAUGCAGCCACCGGUGCUUUUAUAUCCGCCACCUAUAGUUAACGCUGUACCAGUGAGGCCAAUGAUGAACCAAGGAGGAGGACAACGGUUUAGGUUCCCCAUGAUUCAGCACCACCAAGGUUCUCCCAGUGCAGCAUGGCAUGAGCAGAAUCAGCAACUUCAGUCGCCAAGGGAGUCUCAGGGUUCCAACGACGGACCGUUUUCUUCUGGCGGAAGUCAAGACUAGAGCAUAAGAGGUGUUAGGUAAAAAGUUUUUAAAAAAUACGAUUCUCUGGAUACAAAAUGAUCUCAGAUUGAUUUUGAUAAUUGUAAAUGAAAGGUUGAUUACUCUUUUUUAACUCAAACAUCUGUUUAGAAGUUUAAAAGGAAGCGUUAUCAGGUUAUGUCUCAUCGUUACGACUAGCUCCUAUAGUUCCUUCUCCGUCGAUAAUGUGUAUUUCAUAUGGUCUUUUUUUUUUGAACAACAUAUUUCAUAUGGUCUAAAUGAAUUUUUAAAUGAAUCACCUUUUGAAUAAUGUAAACGGGCCAGAGAGAAAUCGGAGAGAGGCCUUUUACUGUAAUAAACAAGCCCAUUAAGUAGACUUUAAACCGUAACAGCGUCCCACACCGGCUGUGUAAGAAGAAGAGGCUGCGUUUAUAUAGCGACGGAGUCACGAAGGUGAUUGUCCCUUCGGGGACAUCCGAUAAAAUUGGAACGAUACAGAGAAGAUUAGCAUGGCCCCUGCGCAAGGAUGACACGCACAAAUCGAGAAAUGGUCCAAAUUUUUUUUGUUCUUUAUUUUUCUUCCCAAUUCGAUUCCGACGAAAAACCCUAGAAUUCCAGCUGAAUCAUCGUCAAAUUGGAUUUGUUCCCAUCUCUGGUAAGUUUUAAUCUCUUACGCUUCGAAUCUCGAGGUUGAUUUCAAAUUUAGGGAACCCCUUUCGUUAUUGCAGUUCUGAUGUUUCGUUGUCAAAACUGGUUGUGUUCCUGUUUUGUUUUCUUACAAGAUUAAAAAGUAUACAACUUUUAGGAUAUGUUUUGUCUUGAACUCGGGAUUUAGUCAUAUGAUAUUUUGAUUAGUUAACUCUUAGUGGUUGAAAUCAUUUACUUAGAACCUGCCCACACUCUGCUGCAAAAUGUCUAUUGUAUCAUUCACCUUUUGAAAUAUGGAGAGUCGUUUUUAUGAACGUUCUGUUGAUUCUAUCAAAUUCCUUUGUAUUAAUAGGUUUGGUGACUUUGGUCAAUUGCAUAGAAAAUUUCAUGCGUUUAUGUGUACAAAAAGAUUAAGAAUCUGAAUCUGGCUUGGUGUUGAAGAGACAAAUUCAAUUCGAUUCCUUUCUGAAUCAGUAUAUCAUUCUUGGUGAUGGAUUUAGGAAAUGAGAUUAAUGUGGCCUGUUGUUGUUAGAUAUGGCUUUAUUUUGCUAUGUUUCACCAUAUUUUGAAUCAGUAUAUUCAUUGAAUUCAAUUCAGUUCGAUUCCUUUCUGAAUCAGUAUGUAUAUUCAUUGAAUCAGUAUAACUAGUUCUGUCAACUCUUGUUUUCAUUUGUACAAAAGAUUAAUGUGGCCUUUUGUUGUUA
Brassica rapa (field mustard) is the source of this 4680-nucleotide messenger RNA. Its product is annotated as RNA polymerase II degradation factor 1. The record is from RefSeq and is a predicted model, not a curated record. NCBI's taxonomy places the organism in Eukaryota, Viridiplantae, Streptophyta, Magnoliopsida, Brassicales, Brassicaceae.